UCUGCAGCAUUUGGCCCCCUGCUGUGACUCAGAUGACAGCUGGGUGGAUGUCUCCUCUGGAGGAGCUGCAGUCUUUGAUGAAGACGCCCUCUUCCUCUGCUGCUGGAUCACUUCCUCUCCUCGCACGCCGCCGUCUGUGGCGUCACACGCAGCCUCUCAAUAAAGAUGUGCUUCGACAGGAAAUGACCUCCAUAACGACGGCUCCAUCUCUGCAGCUGAGGGUGAUGAAGAUGGCUCCUGCCUCCACCUUCAUGCUGGUGCUGCUGGGCCUCCUCUGCUCCUUCUCAGGUUCUUCAGAAUCCUGUGACGUGUUUGCAGCAGUAGGUGGAAUCGCCACGGUUCCUCUGCAGCACAAACUGCUGAAUAGGCUGAAGUGGAGCAAGGGCAACACAAUCAUCUUUCAAAGAAGAGGCAACACAAUGCUUACUGGGAAAGCAGAAGAUGUUUCUGCGAACGGAUCCCUCCUUCUGAAGAACGUGGGGAAAAAAGAUGAAGGAGUUUACAACCCAGAGGUUUUUGACAGUGAUGGAAAGACUGUAUCUUUGAAGAGCAUGCAGUUAUGUGUCAGAGAACCUAUGAAGAAAGCUGAGGUGAAUGUCACCUGUAAGGAGGGAAAAGUCACGUUUACCUGCAAUCCUGAUCCGAAAAACGCAGAUGAAAUGAAGUUUACAUGGUUGGAGAACAACAAGGUUCUGGAAAAGAAGAUCGACCGGAUUCUCCACAUGACGGCUGUAGACGUUCAAAACAAAAAGUUCUCCUGUAAAGUUUCUAACAAAGUCAGCGAGGUCACGAGUAAAGCUGUGGAACCCUGCAGUGAGUACCACCAAACUGGACCGGGCUCUGCAUUUUCCUGGUUUUUCGACUACAUCUGGUACUUUGUCGGGGGAGGAGCAGGGGUGGUUCUACUGCUGAUCAUCUGGAUCAUUGUUUGCUGCAUCUGCAACAGACGGAAACGCCGCAUGCGGAUAAUGGAUGAGAUGGAGCUCCGUCUAAACUACACAAACGCUGAGCACCAUCAGCAGCACCAUCAGCAGCAUCCUCCUCUUCCUCGUGAGCGCCAGCAGAACCAGCACCGCCAGCAGCCGGCCGGCCACACCGGACCUCGCCAGAACUGCUCCCGACACCAGCGGCAGAAAGCCUCCGACCCCUCCAACGGCCACCCGCAGCCCUCCCCCCGAAGAGCCGCCCAGGCACCAAAAGCAGCCAAUCAGGAGGACGGUGAGGUGCCCCCUCCCCUUCCCCAGCCCAGGAAGAAAGGACCCAGAACCCAGCAGCACUGAGACCGGGUUCUGUCGGGUUCUCCUUCAUUCUGCUGAUGUCAUCAAACUAUCAAGCUUCCUUCUGUGGCGGCAAAAGCAGCACAGCCGUCCUGAAGCGUAGAACCAUCAAACUCCUUCCCUCAGUUUUUAGAAAGGACCCAUGACCGUCCAGGACGUCUGCACCGCCUCAACCUGCAGACGUCCUGCUGCCAGGGAACGCCACUGCUCUGGGGUCCGCCCGCAGCCCGUGUCACGCCGCCGCCGCGUACGUUAGAGCACAGGUGAAAACCGGUCAGACGUGAACAUACGUGGAAAAAGUGAGAGAAGCUGUGGUCUUUGGGUGAAAUGUUCACAGAUGUUUCAUGAAUGAACCACCUUAAAACCACAGAAGAAGUACGAAUAAACACGCAAAGAACACGUCAACCAACGUAGAACAUGAACCGUGUGACUAAUGUUCCGUUUUUCUGUGAUUCAUCAGUGAUUCACGUGUCAAUUACGUCAUGUUAACAUGAACCUGUGUGCUGUGAUCUAAAGGUCAUACAUCGGUGGUUCAUGCGUGAAACGUCUGUUAGACAAACGUGGAACGGUCCUGGAAAGACACACAUCUGCAUCUCGCUAAAAUCACCAACAAGUGGGUCAGAUUUACCUGAUAAUUGAGCAUAAGCUACGUAAAAUAACUACACAAAAUACGCGUGCAUCAAGUGCAUCAAUUCUAACCCACCAAAAGUGUAGAACAGUUAAGAACCGAAUUCACGUGAAGAACCGUCGACUGGAACCGUCGAUGGACGUCUGAGAAACUGACGUUUGUCCAGCAUAAAUCACCAAAGGCCGACAUGUCACACGUGGAAAACGUACAGAACGUAAGCAGCGGCUGUGUGACACGGGCUUUUAUGUUGAUGCUGGAGGCUUUUAUUUUGAAAGGGACGCCCCGCCCUUUUGUUCCCCUGAAUUAACCUGUCUGUCAAACUAACGUUGAGGAUGGGACAGAGACGCUGCUGUCUUCCUGUCCUCUCAUGCUCAAACUGCGCCCUGAUGGGGGGAGGGUUUCCACGGGGGGGGGGGGGUACCGCAUCAGGUCAGUCCAACAUGACCACCGAAACAGGAAGUCAGAGUGGAGUAAAAGGCAGAGACUGAAGGCAGAGACAUGGACGGGUUCCUCCUGAAAGACCUUCUCGGAGUUCACAGAGUUCUAAAGACGGUUCUACAGAAGCACAGUGAGGAACCAGCAGCAGAACCUCUGUCUGCCCUCUACUGAUCUGCCUAGAACGCAGCAGAACCCUGCAGGUUCCAACGCCCCAACCCCUCACACACCGUCGUUCUCUGCAGGAAGGGCAGAGUGCAGUGUUAACCUCAGUGUAAACAGGAAGUUAUAUUUCUCUGAAUGUCAAACCUACGUGUCACUUCCUGUCAGCAGAAAAACCAUCUCAGCCUUCCGAGGUUCUGCAGCAGGCGUUUGCACCGUUCCUGCCUGAAGAACGCAGACGUCUGCACCUUUACCCAACGCAUCAAAGGGAAACAGCUGUCAAUCAAACUACACUUUUGCUUAUGCUUUUAUUUAUAUAAGUGUGUUUUAUUUUGAAGGACAAACUUCUGAACGUUCCUCUGCUAGAUUUCAGUCGUAGAUGUCAGCGUCAUCGUUGCAUCAAAAAAGCUGAAUCCAGGGGGUUCUGAUGCGUUCAGGUGCUCAGAUUAGAAUCUGAAAUCCUAAUCCAGGGGGUUCUGCUGCGUUCAGGUCCUCUUAAACUCAUUCAUUCGUGUCUUUUGUUUCCCUGCAGAGGUUUUAUUUGUGACACAAACUCUCUGAUGCUUCAUCAAACUUCUACAGUUCAUCCUGAAUUUUGAGACGUUCAAACAGGAAAUGUUUGUAGUUUAUAGACCUUAAUAAAUGUGUGGAUGGAUCAUUUCCUCCACCAGCCUUUUUCAUCAUAGUGUGUGUGUGUGUGUGUGUGUGUGUGUGUGUGCUCACUAGCGCCCUCUGGUGUCUCCUCUUCUGCAGGAUAAUCCUCGUCACUACAGGAUUUCUGGUGGAUGUUUUUUCUGAGUGCAUUCAUUUUCUCUCAGAUUAGGAUUAUAAUCCCAAACAAUUAAUAAUAAUUACUAAAGGACAAAGUCUUAAAAGAGACUUUUCCCCCUGGUGUUCAUAUAAUCUGUUGCUUAGUUUUAAUGUUAUUCUUAAAUCAUUUUAAUGUUAUUGUUCUGCUUGAAGGUCAAAUAAAAUAAAGGUCAUGUUGGAACGUUUGGUUUCCAACCUGGAGAAC
Oryzias latipes (Japanese medaka) is the source of this 3517-nucleotide messenger RNA. RefSeq lists its product as uncharacterized. Lineage: Eukaryota; Metazoa; Chordata; Actinopteri; Beloniformes; Adrianichthyidae. Gene Ontology annotation, cellular component: membrane. The record is from RefSeq and is a predicted model, not a curated record.